AUGGCGGCCAUGGCUGCUACAAAGUUCCUCGCUUUGCUUCUGCAAGGCCUAAUCCUGUUCUCAGCGAAGGUUCAUGAGGAGCUGGAUGAGGCCACAUGGAAGCGCAUGGAGGAGCACGAUAAGGAGAUGAACCAGGAGAUGACUCGUUUGAUGGAGGAGAUGGAGAGGAGAAGCAGACCUCAGUUGAGCCUGGUGCCCAUGGUCCUGAAACAGAGGCCUGAGGAGCCCAGCAUCACGACCGGGGGAGCUGUACUCUUUGCUGCCAUUGUUGGAGUCCUCGUCCUCCUGUUUUGGCUCCACUGGUGGCUCAGGAAAAGAAGCCCUGAGCCAGACUCUGGCUGCAGUGAGAAAGAGAUCUUGGACAUCAGCACAGUCAAGGAUGACAAGGAAGAAGAAGAGAAAGGAAGUAAUGUAGAAGGUCUGGAAAAUAAGAAGCAAGUAAACAGGAUUAUUUCCAGGCACAUUGAGUGGCCUGGGCAGAAAAUGAUCUUCAGGAGCCAGAUGGUGAAGGGGCUGGUGGAUGACCUCCUGCAGCUCUUGCAAGAGUGCCUGUCAAAUACUUUCUUGCCGGUGCUGCAGCCUGCCAUUGGUGUGGGCAGUGUCUUCGAAGGCUGGAGUCCCUGCGAGGCAGAUGAAGUUGUCUACCAACUGCUUGUGCCCCUGAGGCCCCCUGCUGGGCAUAGCUUCCACCGGGAGCCUGACACAUUGGGGCAGAUUCCAGCCAAGGACUACCACAUCCGUGUAGUGCUGGAAUGUGCCUGCAGGAUCCAGAACAUGCUGUGCUUCAUCCAUAGCACCAAGGAGCACCUGAGGAUAAGAAAUCAGGCACCAAGUCUCCUAGACAUCCUCUGCACCCAGUCGUACCUAGAUGUGCAGAAACUUACCCGCUGGUUCCGGAGUUUGGUGAAGAAAGCCUGGGUGGCAUUCCCUCAGGCACAUCACUACAAGAUGAAGGUGCUGCCCUACAGCCAGCGCACCUGCCAGCUGCUGCUGACAAGCAACUCUGGAAGACCCCUCUAUCUUGAGAUCCUGUUUGGGGUGCAGCUAGGAUAUACAGACAUAUUCCUCAUCAGCCAGACUGCAGAGGACACCUACACCCGAAGCACGAUAUGGAGACAGAGCUACGCUGUGGCAGAGGGCAAGUUCUUCAGCCAUAUGGCCAGACAGGUCCCACAUGGCAGUUUCCACCUCAGAUGCCUGCAUCUCUGCACCCGCAUCCUGAAGGGCACAGACUUCUCUCCCUACAUCUUGAAGACAAUUGUCAUGCACUUCCUGAACACUAGACCCGUGUCAGGCUGGUGCAGAGGGGGCUUCUUCUGGCAGAUGGUAGAUAUCUUAAACUUCCUGCACUGCUGUGUGGAAGAGAAACGGCUCAACCACUUCUUCUUUGGCAAUAGAAACAUGCCUGAGGAGAUCAUCUUGCCCUCACACUUACAACGGUGUGAGCCAUGCAACAUACUGCAGCAUCUGGUGCAGAAUCCGGAUGCCCAUGCCAGGGCAUUAAGACAGUGUGAGCAGCUUCAGGAUGAGCUCAUGAAGGGGCUCUACUACACAUUCACAGAGAGACGUCAUGAACAGAGCUGUGCCACCACAGAGCAGAGUAGUCCCCCUGAAAUCCAUGAGGAAGCAGUCAGAGACUUGCUGAGCCAUGUGGAUCCUCACAAGCCCAUGGAACCAGAUGGGAUCCAUCCUAGGGUCUGCUUUGCCCGGGAUUCGAACCGAAGUUCCCAGAGCUUCACUUCGGACGGCAAAAUCGCUUGCCUGAGCACACUGCCGCGCCCUCGGCGGCAGCCAGCUCAGCCGCCGCUAGCCGUUGCUUGGCUACGGGCGAUGCCGUAUUGGGUGCAGGCUCCGUGGACCGCGUCCCGAGUCCUGCAAACAGAGCCAUCAGCUGUCUAA
Messenger RNA from Indicator indicator, 1899 nucleotides. Its product is annotated as inositol 1,4,5-trisphosphate receptor-interacting protein-like 1. Lineage: Eukaryota; Metazoa; Chordata; Aves; Piciformes; Indicatoridae. Bases 1 to 1899 code for a protein of 632 amino acids. The record is from RefSeq and is a predicted model, not a curated record. The transcript is spliced from 4 exons. Gene Ontology annotation, cellular component: membrane.